AUGAACGAAGACGCUCCAUUCUCGAAGAUAACCAACAAAAUAAUUCGUAUUUCGAUGGAUCCAACAGUCACCCCAGUAUUUCAGCCAUUACGGCGUAUCCCAAUGCCUCUGGAGGGAGCCGUCAAUGAAAAGCUUGAUGAGCUGCUCCGGAAAGACAUAAUCGAACCAAAAGAAGGCCCCGCUACCUGGGUACCGCCGUUGGUGGUUGCUAACACGACAAAUGGUUCUAUCCGACUAUGCGUUGAUUUACGCCGAGUUCAAACGGUUAUUCGUGAACGGCACCCCAUGCCUAUCAUUGAUGAUGUUCUGGCUAAAAUCGGAAAAGGAAAAGUUUGGAGCAUCCUGGAUGUUAAAGAUGCAUAUUUUCUGUUGGAAUUAGAGGAAGAAUCGCGUGACAUCGUUACCUUCAUAACACACAGCGGGCUGUAUCGCUUCAAGCGGCUACCGUUCGGGCUUGUAUCCGCUCCCGAGACAUUUCAGCGAACGAUGGACGAGAUCCUGGCUAAUUGCGAAGGCACAUAUUGGUACCUGGACGAUGUCGGGGUAGAAGGAAGUACUGUUGAAGAACAUGAUUGGAGGCUCAACAAGGUAUGUUAUGAUAAAUAA
Molecule: messenger RNA, 606 nt
Organism: Wyeomyia smithii (pitcher-plant mosquito)
Lineage: Eukaryota; Metazoa; Arthropoda; Insecta; Diptera; Culicidae
Exons: 1
Coding region: 1-606 (201 amino acids)
Source: RefSeq, a predicted model, not a curated record